Messenger RNA from Sclerotinia sclerotiorum 1980 UF-70, 1965 nucleotides. RefSeq lists its product as hypothetical. The transcript is spliced from 3 exons. The record is from RefSeq and is a predicted model, not a curated record. Bases 1 to 1965 code for a protein of 654 amino acids. NCBI's taxonomy places the organism in Eukaryota, Fungi, Ascomycota, Leotiomycetes, Helotiales, Sclerotiniaceae.
AUGGCCAAAAAAAUCCUUCCAGCCUUGAUAUCGGCUGGCUACCUCUUUGAUUCAACCCAAGCUCAAGCUGGAUUGCCAGCACGAGCUCAGUUGCCAGGUGCACCAUCUUUUGUUGUCCCAUCUGCUUUUCCUACUUCAGUAUUCUCGAGUUAUUACUUAAAGCCAGCUGCAACUUCUGAGCCUCAGCCUGCUCUUUACGAUCCGAUAUUGAACAUCACUUAUCCUCUGAACCUGACCGAUCCUACGACCAUACCAACUGCAGUCGGCGAUCCAGUUUACUUUCCAGAAGCCGUCGGCAACUUAAAUAAUACACCUCCCGAAACCCUGGUUCAAAAUGCGCUAAAUGAGAUUAAGGACAUCAUCUUUAAUGAUACCGCGUUCUCUAGCAAUUGUACGAAAUGCAUUGCUGCUUUGAAAGUUGGAAAAUUACUCGCACAACAGGCACCAUUAUAUGUACCCGAUGCUUUAGUUUCGUUGUGUCAAGCCACGGGCUUUGCAAAAAACACGGCCUGCAAGAACAAUUAUGCACCCGGGAGCUGGGGUGCAAUAUGGACUCAAGUUCUGUCAUUCGCCAACGUUAGUGGCUCAGACGGACAAUAUAUUUGCAGCUCUCUAAGCACUUCUUAUUGUCCAACUCCCACUGCGAUAACGCUGAAUACUACUGGCUUGUGGAAACCAAAGCCAAUCAAGGCAAAAGCCCCAAAACCAAGUGGAAAGCGAAAGAAGGUCCUCCAUCUUUCAGAUUUCCAUCUUGAUCCCAGGUACCAAGUUGCCUCAGAAGCUAGUUGUUCUUCCGGUAUGUGUUGUAGAUACACAAAUGCUCCUACCUCUCCAGCAGUCUUUCCUGCGCCAUUAUACGGGUCUUACAAAUGCGAUACUCCAUAUUUCCUUGCGCUCGCAGCUUUACAAUCCAUUGGAGCUUUAACUGGUACUGGUGUUCCUGGCUCUGAACCUGCAUUCACAAUAUAUACAGGUAUUUCUACCAAACCUAUCUCUGGAAUUCUCAUUAACCGUUUUGCUAGCUUACCUGGUCCUCUUGGCAAACAAUUUAGCUGGAAUUAUGACCACGUCUCCUCGUUGUGGCAGCAUGAAGGGUGGUUGAGUAAAGCAGAUGCGGAUGAAGCUGCUAUCCACUACGCUGCCUACUCAGUCAAGACACAUCUCGGACUUCGAAUAAUCACAAUGAAUACCGAUUUUUGGUACCGAUCUAAUUACCUAAAUUUCAUUAAUACAACAGAUCCUGACGUUUCGGGCACAUUUAAGUUUAUGAUAGAUGAGCUUCAAGCGGCGGAAGAUGCCGGAGAGAGGGUAUGGAUCAUCGGCCACGUAUUGUCCGGAUGGGAUGGAACUAAUCCACUGCCUAAUCCAACAAAUCUUUUCUAUCAGAUAGUCGACCGUUUUUCGCCACACGUUAUUGCCAACGUCUUCUUUGGACACACGCAUGAAGAUCAAGUCAUGAUAUACUAUACAAACAACGCAACAGUCCAAAACUCCUCAACUGCUUUAAUGUCGGGCUGGAUCGGUCCCAGCGUAACCCCAUUAACCAAUCUCAAUUCAGGAUUCCGAAUGUACGAGAUCGACACGGGAACCUUCGACGUCAUGGAUGCAUACACCUUCUACUCAGACGUGAAUUCAUAUUCUAAUCUCAAUGGGACUGGUCCUACGUACCAAUUCGAAUACUCUACACGAGCCACGUACGGGCCUUCCAUUUCUUGGCCUGAAGAUGCACCACUCAACGCAACGUUUUGGCACCAGGUUACAGAAGCUAUGGAGGUUAAUAAGACGUUAGUGGAGGUCUUUAAUACGUAUCAAGGGAAGAGUUCGGUCAAAAGUCCUAAUUGUACGAGUGAUGCGUGUGCGGAGGCUAAGGUCUGUUAUAUAAGGAGUGGUAGUGCGCCGAUUGGACGGGCAUGCCCACAAGGGUUUGCUAGUGUGCAGAGUCCGUAUACUGGAAAGAAUUUUUGA